Molecule: messenger RNA, 2474 nt
Organism: Helobdella robusta
Lineage: Eukaryota; Metazoa; Annelida; Clitellata; Rhynchobdellida; Glossiphoniidae
Exons: 11
Coding region: 200-1810 (536 amino acids)
Source: RefSeq, a predicted model, not a curated record
GAAAUUGCAUAUUUUACUUUCAUAUAUUUACAUAUACAUAGUGCGGUCUUAAAUUAAUUAAUUUUUCGGCAAUUAUUUCAACUUAUUAAUUUGGUAUAAUUUAAGUAAUAAUUUGGUUUCUAGUAAUCGGUAUUAAUGGUUUAGGAUUUGAAUUUGGCUUUUACAUCGUCGGCUUUCGUCCAUUUUUUAACAUCGGGAGAUGAAGAUUUCUCUUAUAUUUGUCCUCGUGUACAACUUUUUAACAUGCUACGGCCAAACCAAUUGCUGGUCUCCAAAACCAAACUUACAAAUGUUUGGCGGAACUCAAAUUUCGGCGCAAUCAACCGAAGAAUGUCAAAACCUCUGCUUAAGUACACCUGGUUGUAAAGCCAUUGAAUACACUGGCAAUUGCUACACUUUCAACAUUGACGCAGUGCCUACGGCUUCCAAUCCAGCUAUCAUUCACUACAUACUUACAUGCAGUUGUUCGUGGAAACCCUAUGUGGAGUCACAAAGUUACGGAGGAAUUUUUCAAAAUGAUGUAACAUCAUUGGACCAAUGCAAAACCAAAUGCAUCAAGCAAGGUUUUUCGAAUUGUUUAGCUGUGGAAUGGGAAACUUCCAAGAACCAAUGCUUCUUUUUCAAAACUAAAAAUUCUCCUACAUAUUCCAACGUCAAAAAUAUUGAUCAUUAUAUUUGGGAUUGUCAGUCGCAGGGAGUUUCUGUAACACCGACCAUUGCCGCUACAAUUCCACAGCCAUCAGCCGCUCCAACGUGUACAUGGCAGAUAUCAUAUAACAGUAACACUCCUGGCGGAUCCCUGCAAUCAACAGCUCUCAAUAUUGAUUUGUGCAAACAAGCAUGUAUUGGCAAUUUCAACUGCAUGUACGGUUUUGAUUGGAAUUCUAAUGAGCAACCUGGAAGACAGUGCUGGCUGAGUAUCACUGAAAAUAUUGUCAAUAAUAACCUCAUCUCCCACUACAAAUAUAACUGCACCGCUUCAAACACGCCUUACUGGAACGUCACCUACGGAUACAAUUCUCCGGGCGGAGUUCUCAUGCCCAGCGUCUAUUCCAUCGACGAUUGCAAGGUGAAAUGUACAAGGGAGAGUUCCUGUUAUUACGGAUUCGAUUGGGAUAACCGGGCAGCUAUAGGGGCUCAAUGUUGGAUUUCCGUUAGCAAUAAAUUGACUAGCUAUAGUCAGGUCGAUCACUACGGAUUGACACAAGGACUCCCCACACAAUCUCCGGUCGACCAGUCACCAUGCACGUGGAACAGUUUCGCAAACAGCAACAGCCCUGGUGGAGUGGCUAAACCAUUGUACACCACGAUUCCAGAUUGUCAGAAAUAUUGUAGGACCUCUGGCAAAGCCGUCUGCACAGGAAUCGAUUGGGAUCCGAACAAUUUUUUCAAAUGUUGGUUCUCUACUAGCAACUACACCAACAUCAAUGGCUUCAAAGGAGUCACGCAUUACAACUACUCCUGCCCAGGUGAUCCAGAGGUCGGGCCGUCAACUCAGUCGGCAUCCACACAACACCCAAAAAAAUUCAACAAUAGCAAAAUUAAAAUUAAUUUCCACAUCGCAGUCGGUUGGGGUUGCAACAACUAUCGAGUCUACUACAACAGUGCGGGAAAAUUCGGUGAUGGAAUACUGAAACCUUACACGGACCAAACUAUAUGCAGAAAUCAGUGUACAGUACAACCUAGCUGUAAGGCUUACGAGUGGAGGGAUGAUUCAGCUGAUAAGUGCUGGUUCUACAGUUCAGAAGCCGCACCACCAUAUGUAGGAACCGUCUCUUUUAGAACCUACUACUUGUUUGUGCCUUGUUAAGUAUUAGUUUGGAUUGGAUGGAAUGGAAGAGUGAAAGAAGAGAGAUAUGGAUAGAAUUAAAGUAGAUAGUAGAUUUGGGAUGUUGUAAGAUUAGAAAAUAGUAUGUAAGUAUAUGAAAUGUGUUGAGAUGUGACGAAAUAGAGUAUAAAGAAUUAAGUUAUAGUGAUUAAGAUGCUGUGAGUAUAUUAGAAUGAAGUAAUAAGUUAAGAGUAGUGGGUGAAUCUAACUAAAUGAAAUAAUAUAAUAAGGAAUAAAGUGUUGACGGUAAACGUAAAGCUGGGAUAAAACAUUCACUGGUUCAGUAGAUAAAUCAAAUAAUAUGGACAAAUAUUUUUUUCAAAUAUUUUCUUUCCAGUUUUAUUUGACAAAUACUUUGUAAUAUAUGAUAUAUUAAUUUACCUAUCUAUGCCGCAUUAAUAACGUUCAACUUACCUACGCAUAGUUUAAUAGUAUAUAAAGAAAAUUUUUAAAUUAAUAUUAUGAAAUUUAAUUUUUGAUUUAUAACAAAAAAUGAGCAUGGAUUCUAUUUAUUCAGUUAGAAAAUUUAAUUUUUUCAUUAUUUAAUUACUUAGUUCUAAUUACGCCGUUCGAGGCGGGACAUUUUAAUUUUGUCGAAACUAUGUACAGUUGUGAUUGAAGAAUAAAGUCCUUUUCUCUGACAAAA